UGGGCUCUUAGUAGUUGAGCGUUCCGGGGUACGUGCGGCUUAGAAGCGGGAAGGACGUGGAGAAAGGGCCUUGUCUUGAGGGUGUGCAGCAUCUUGCGGUUGUCCUUUGCAGAAUGAAGACCAUUCUCAGCAACCAGACAGUUGACAUCCCCGAGCAAGUCAGUGUGUCACUGAAGGGCCGGACAGUCAUCGUCAAGGGCCCCAGAGGAACCCUGAAGAGGGAUUUUAACCACAUCAAUGUGGAGCUGUCUCUCCUGGGAAAGAAGCACAAGAAGCUACGUGUGGACAAGUGGUGGGGUAACAGAAAGGAGCUGGCAACAGUUCGCACAAUUUGCAGUCAUGUACAGAACAUGAUAAAGGGUGUCACACUGGGCUUUCGUUACAAGAUGAGGUCGGUGUAUGCUCACUUUCCCAUCAACGUGGUUAUACAGGAUAACGGCUCCCUUGUGGAAAUCCGGAACUUCCUGGGAGAGAAGUACAUCCGCAGAGUGCGCAUGAGGCCAGGUGUUUCCUGUGCAGUGUCUCAAGCCCAGAAAGAUGAGCUGAUCCUUGAAGGGAAUGACAUUGAAUUGGUCUCCAAUUCAGCUGCCCUGAUCCAGCAAGCCACUACAGUCAAGAACAAGGAUAUCAGGAAAUUCUUGGAUGGUAUCUAUGUCUCCGAGAAAGGAACAGUACAGCAGGCAGAUGAGUAAAACUCUUAAAAGUUACCUGGAUCCUGAAACAAACCACCAUGCGACGUUGUAUCAGGAAGUGCCAGCUUGAAGAAUCUGAUCCAAAACUCAAGCACCAUGAGAGGUUUAAUAAAAUAUAAUCUAUUCCA
Molecule: messenger RNA, 820 nt
Organism: Neopsephotus bourkii (Bourke's parrot)
Lineage: Eukaryota; Metazoa; Chordata; Aves; Psittaciformes; Psittacidae
Gene: RPL9
Product: ribosomal protein L9
Exons: 7
Coding region: 114-692 (192 amino acids)
Biological process (GO): cytoplasmic translation
Cellular component (GO): ribosome; cytosolic large ribosomal subunit
Molecular function (GO): rRNA binding; structural constituent of ribosome
Source: RefSeq, a predicted model, not a curated record